This is a messenger RNA of Enhydra lutris kenyoni (northern sea otter), 2867 nucleotides long. Its product is annotated as alpha and gamma adaptin binding protein. The record is from RefSeq and is a predicted model, not a curated record. The coding region runs from base 20 to 964 and encodes 314 amino acids. NCBI's taxonomy places the organism in Eukaryota, Metazoa, Chordata, Mammalia, Carnivora, Mustelidae. The transcript has 10 exons.
CUGGCUCGCGAGCGCAGCUAUGGCUGCGGGCGUCCCCUGUGCGGUUGUCACCAGCUGCUCCUCCACCUUCUCCGGGGACCGGCUGGUCCAGCAUAUCCUUGGAACAGAAGAUCUUGUUGUGGAAGCAGCUGCCGAUGCUGUGAGGUUUUAUCCCUGGACCAUUGAUAAUAAAUACUACUCAGCAGAUAUCAAUCUGUGCGUGGUGCCGAACAAAUUUCUCAUCACUGCAGAGAUCGCGGAGUCUGUCCAAGCAUUUGUGGUGUACUUUGACAGCACACAAAAGUCUGGUCUUGAUAGUGUCUCCUCAUGGCUUCCACUGGCAGAAGCAUGGUUACCUGAAGUCAUGAUCCUGGUUUGUGACAGAGUGUGUGAAAAUGGUGUAAACCGACAAAAAGCUCAAGAAUGGUGUAUCAAGCAUGGCUUUGAAUUGGUAGAACUUAGUCCAGAAGAGUUGCCUGAGGAGGAUGAUGACUUCCCAGAAUCUACAGGAGUAAAGCGAAUUGUUCAAGCCUUGAAUGCGAACGUGUGGUCCAAUGUGGUGAUGAAGAAUGAUAGGAACCAAGGCUUUAGCCUUCUUAGUUCAUUGGCUGGAGCAAACCAUAGCAUUGGGUCAGCAGAUAUGUGUGCCUCAGAGCAGCCCCAUUUGCCAGCAGCAGCGAGGACUGAAUCUCCCUUGGAUCAUCGGAGCGGUGCAUCUAACACAACAGACACUCGGGCUGAGAGCAUUGCGGAUCCCAUGUUAGAUCUGGAUAUUCAAGAAUUAGCCAGUCUUACUACUGGUGGAGGAGAUUUGGAGAAUUUUGAAAGACUGUUUUCAAAGUUAAAGGAAAUGAAAGACAAGGCUGCGACGCUUCCUCACGAGCAAAGAAAGUUGCAUGCAGAAAAGGUGGCCAAAGCCUUCUGGAUGGCAAUUGGGGGAGACAGAGAUGAAAUCGAAGGCCUUUCCUCUGAUGAAGAACACUAAGUCGCCCGCACUAGGAUUUGACUGCCUCAGACUCUUCCCUACUGCACCCAGUUCUGUUUGGCCAGACUUCCCAGCAUCCUGUUGGCCUCCUGACUUAGUUCUAGGGCUGCCUUACUUUUAGUUUUUAGUAGGGGGUAGUGGGGCUUUUCUCCCUCAGUAUAGUGGAAGGGAGUGAGGAAGGUAAUGCCAGCAAGGAGUGACAGUUUUCCCAGUACAGAGGCCUGGGUGGUUUGCCCCAGCUGCAGGAGGAGGCCACCAUGCCAUUCCCGGCCCACCUUUAGCAGAGUGUCCUCUGCAGUCACACUCUGUCACUGUGGAUCAGGAGCUGGUGCCGCCUUUCCUCAGGCUUCUGGAUUUUCCGCCUGCAGGGAGCUUGCCCACCCUGAGCUUUGGUGCUUUCGAUGGUAGGGAAGGAAGCAGCAGACUUGAUUUGUGCCACGCAGUAGGUGGGCCUGGAGUCACUGGCUCUCAGCUCAGUCUCACGCAAAAAAAUGUCUCUGGCCGUUUCCUGUGAAAGAGUGUCUCAGCUCACACCAGAAACUACUGAGAAACGAGGGUGAAUUUUUAGACAAUGAUAGAGGAGGCCAGGGUAUCCUCCUCUGGUAGGGAUAAACAAACCCAUCUACCAGGUUGCUCUUAUUGUGGGGGCGGGGGUGGUUUGUGUUUAAGAGAGAGAAAGAAACUUCAGGAAUUCCCUGUUCUGGGCCAGUGAAGCGGUCUGUGACCUUAUCUGGAGGCUUUUGCAUUAGUCCUACCAGGAGGAAACUCGUCUUCCUGAGAGCUCAGUGAGAUAUCAGAGCUGUGCUGUCACACUUUAUACCCUCAAAACAAGGCAACUUUCCCCUCUUUGUCUCUGAGAACCCAACAGAUCACUGCCAGCACGGUCACACUGCAGGGUGCGUGAGCCGGAGAAGGAGGGAAAGGAUGUGAGAGGUUAGGCGGUGAAGCUCUGAGGGCCAGUGUGAUGUGCAGGGCUCGGAGUGGGGGCUCAGCUUCGGGGGAGCCAAUCCCCACAGGGAACGUUUCCUAAAGAAGGGUGGGAAAUACAGCAAAUAAAAAUCCCUAUUUCUGUGUUUGUAGACACUUGGGAAUGUAUGCCAUUGACCUUCACUGUGGUAGCCAUUGUCACAGUUCUAGACUGGCGCAUGGUGCCCCAGCUGGCUGGUGCUGGCGAACAGGCUGACAGCCCCUCCUGGCUUAGCGUGGACUGUGAACUCCUUAGGUCACCAGCAGAAACAAGCUUCAGACCCCUCUGUGCCCCGCUAAUCUCUGCAGAAGGAAUGGUGGGAGGGGUGGAAUGCUCCAGGCCCUGGGCCAGGGCAGCCUUGACCAAGGAGGGGAUGGUUUCAGUGAUUGGAGCAUUCAGGAAGAGCCAUCAUCGCAGGCAACAUUGGCAGUUAUCUUGCUUGGUGACCCUUUCUCCCCCCUUUCCUUCCCCCCCCCUUUUAACUAUUCUGAAGGUCUUUGAGACAAUAGUUGAUCACCAUUCCAUCAUCUUUGAGGUGGCUACAUUAGCUGUUGAUAAGAAUGCAAGGGAGGUUGGCUCUGGGUUGCAAAAUGAAAGGCAGAAUAUUCUUAAAACAUGAAGGGUUUCAGAAAAUAUAUCAGGUCACAUGGUUAGGGAACACAGACUAGAAAAAGCUGUGAAUGUGAUUUUCUGGAUUAAACAAAGCCAGGUGAUUAAAAUAUGAUUUAUUUAUAAAGUCUGCUAAUGUGUGUUAUGAUUGUUGUUUUUAGCAGGGCCUGUGUCGGGGAAGGCUUCCUUCACACUGGGCGUAGGUAGUGAAUAACUGGAGAGUUGGUCAAACUCACAAUUUUGGAGUCUCCCACAUACAUGUGUAUCAACUGACCUUUUCAAGACCUCAGCGUUCGGGGCGUCUGGAUGGCUCAUGGGGUUAAGCCU